Molecule: messenger RNA, 2035 nt
Organism: Paramormyrops kingsleyae
Lineage: Eukaryota; Metazoa; Chordata; Actinopteri; Osteoglossiformes; Mormyridae
Gene: mkxa
Product: mohawk homeobox a
Biological process (GO): regulation of transcription by RNA polymerase II; muscle organ development; cell development
Cellular component (GO): nucleus
Molecular function (GO): RNA polymerase II cis-regulatory region sequence-specific DNA binding; DNA-binding transcription factor activity, RNA polymerase II-specific
Source: RefSeq, a predicted model, not a curated record
CUCUGGGAAGCACAUUGGAGUAGCAGCGAACCAAAGAUGAACACCAUCGUGUUUAACAAGCUGAGCAGCCAGGUCCUUUAUGAAGAGAAGGCGAAAGAAGUGGAGAGGACCAGCAGAAACUAUUUAGAAGUAAUCGAUGGACAGCAUCCAGACUUACUUUCAAAUAACCAGGCGAUCAAAGACAAUUCUGGCAUCAGACAUAGGAGAUCUGGGUCUCGCCAGAGCGGUGGGAAGGUGCGUCACAAGCGCCAGGCUCUCCAGGACAUGGCGCGUCCUCUCAAGCAGUGGCUGUACAAGCACAGGGAUAAUCCUUAUCCCACCAAAACCGAGAAAAUACUGCUCGCUCUGGGCUCCCAAAUGACCCUGGUACAGGUUUCAAACUGGUUUGCCAAUGCCAGGAGGAGGCUGAAAAACACAGUGAGGCAGCCGGACCUGAGCUGGGCUUUGCGGAUCAAACUCUACAAUAAAUACGUGCAGGGCAACGCCGAGAGACUGAGCGUCAGCAGCGACGACACAUGCUCAGAAGACGGAGAGAACCCCACACGGGCCCAGACAGGCACGGCCGAGCUGAGCAAGCCCAUAUACCAGAGCGUUAUCAAGGAGGAGGGCGUGGUGGUUGGUGCAGGGCUGCGGGCCCACGCGCCGCUCACUGAGGAUUACGUCUCGCCGCCCAAGUACAAAAGCAGCCUGCUGCACCGGUACCUUAACGACUCGCUGCAGCAUGUCAUCACCUCCAACUCCAUGGUGGACUCGCGCAAGAGGAACCACUCGGGAUCCUUCAGCUCCAAUGAGUACGAUGACGACCUUCUCUCACCCUCGUCUUCGGAAGCGGAGGCCCACUUUGUGUACCGGACUGAGGCUGUGGAACACGCGUCGGCUAAAUGUGACACUGCGACGGUGAAGGAAAAAGGACGGGGCAAAGAUGAGACGUACUGGAAGGAGAUCAACGCCGCCAUGGCUUUGACUAACCUAGCACAGGCAAAGGACAGCAUAUCAGGGACAACCAGCUGCAUCAUCCAGAAAUCCUCCCAUAUAUCAGAAAUAAAGACUGUCAAAGUGCCCAUGGUACAGAAGUAUUAACUUACCUUCUAUUUCUAUGCAACAUUCCUUUUGAAGACAUUUUUUAGACUAUAAAUUGAAUAGUUUUCUUGUGGUUUUUGUUAUGUCUAAUUAAGAGAACAGACAAUCUUUUUUUUUCCAAUUCUUUGAGCAACUCCUUCUGUGUUCACGCACAUGGCAACGAGUGUUGAUAAUGGCAUUGUUAGUUCAAUGCAGAAUCCUUAACGAGACACUUUCGUAAUGUUAACUUAUUUGAUAGGCAUCAUUUUCUACUCCAAAAUUUGCUAUUGCACCUUUCCUGAAAGUGCCUUCAAAGAAAGCAGGAGAACUCAGCCACAUUCUGUACAUUGUGCUCUGAAAUGAAAAAAAGUGCUAUUUUAAAAAGUUUGAAGUUUGUUAAUUUAAAACUAAUUUUUAAAAUGUAUAUUCAUUAUUUAAGAGAUGUUCGUUAUGCAUUACUUGCCACAUCCCUCUGGUGCAUUUUUGCCUGACAGAAGUGUGGGGGUUAUACUCAUCCUGAGUACCCUCUAGUAGCACACUUACAAACGUGGACACGCGCACACACACAAACGUGCACACACACAGCACCAUUCCAGGCGAGGUCUCUGUGGUGACACUUCAUGCUGUUUUGUCUACCCCUGUUUGUUCGUUAUGGCUAUAAGGGCCACAGUGUUAUGUCUCACGUCCGAUCUGCCAGCGGUAGCUGUGAAACUGUCUUGUCAGUCUCAGUGAUCCAAUACUAAACAAAAGAACAAAUAAAAAUAACAAACAUCUUUACUGUACAUUUAUUAAUAAAUGCUGACGGCAUCACUACCUGUUUAUACCUUGUAAUUGGAAAAGCAGAUUUUAUAUUGAGGGAUCUUUGGAGGUAGUGAUUAGAGUUCACUUCAAAAGCUGAAAUAGACGUUGUUUUGAUGAGCUGUUUUCAUCUCUUCGCAACAAACGAACUGAAUAAACAGAGGGGUCGUGACCUUAA